AUGGUUCCCCGGGCCCUCGCCGAUGUGGCUAAUAUCCAACCUAGGGGGUCUACUUGGACUAACGAAGGCAGUAACGACACAUCCCAAGCACCGAUAUCAACCUGCGAUACGGGAAGAAUCAGUAACUGGACAGACGCAAGUGCAACGGGUGGGUACAUGGAUCAAUGGUACUGCAACAGGAUAGUAGACAUAAUCAAUUCCGAGGUCUCCCCGGCCGGCUACUGGGCCGUCACCAACAACUAUGGCGACCCCUUCGUAGAGCUGCUCUCCUCCCACGAUAAGUGCUACUGCAGUGUCGCCAGGGUUGACGGUCUUAGUGGGCGAUUCAAGGUGGGAAAUCAGGAUUUGGUGAACUUCAUCACCCAGGCUAUCGACGAGGUCGGCAGGUCUGGGCAGAUGCACGGCGAGCUGGGAACAACGACGUGCAGCAGCGCCGAAGGGGGAGACAAGGAUAGUGCCUUGGUCGCUUUCAAAAUCAGCCUGCAUCCGCCAGGUUCUUCGUCGGCGUCCAGUCGGCACUUUGGCAGUGGCAGCGGUGGGCUGGCUCGGGUUGCACUUGGGCUCCUGGUUUGUGGCUUGGUCCUGCAUAUAUCUUGA
Diaporthe citri is the source of this 597-nucleotide messenger RNA. RefSeq lists its product as uncharacterized. The transcript has 2 exons. The coding region runs from base 1 to 597 and encodes 198 amino acids. The record is from RefSeq and is a predicted model, not a curated record. NCBI's taxonomy places the organism in Eukaryota, Fungi, Ascomycota, Sordariomycetes, Diaporthales, Diaporthaceae.